Molecule: messenger RNA, 4772 nt
Organism: Antechinus flavipes (yellow-footed antechinus)
Lineage: Eukaryota; Metazoa; Chordata; Mammalia; Dasyuromorphia; Dasyuridae
Gene: ITGAE
Product: integrin subunit alpha E
Exons: 30
Coding region: 191-3697 (1168 amino acids)
Biological process (GO): cell-cell adhesion; cell adhesion mediated by integrin; integrin-mediated signaling pathway
Cellular component (GO): integrin complex; external side of plasma membrane
Molecular function (GO): integrin binding
Source: RefSeq, a predicted model, not a curated record
CCUCUCUCUCCUUCUCCCUCAGACACCCCCCACACACACACACUCACUCACACGCACACACACCCCGCCCCCAGAGGCUGUGGGCUGCGGCCCGUCCGUGUGGGAGUCUGCACAGUUGUCCCGGGGCGGGGGGAGCAGCACCUGCGGCGGGCGCGCUUGCACCAGCUCAUCUUCAGCCCGAGCUCCCGACAUGAGGCUGCUGCAAACCCUCCUGUGCCUGGCAGGUCUCACAUCCCUGAGGGGCUUCAACCUGGACAUCAACAAGACGUGGCUCACCCCUCCUCCCGGCCAGGGCCCCGAAGUGCGGGAGGUCCUGCUGCAUCAGGACAAGGGCAAGAACCAGACCCGGCUCCUUGUUACUGGGCCCUGGAGAGAACAGGGAGCCGGCCACCUGCACAGCUGCGGGCUCAGCCAGAAGGACCAUAUCCUCUGCCAGCCCCUCAAGCACGCGCCCGCUCCGGGGGGGCCCCAUGCCCAGGUCUCUCUUGCUCAGGGCCCAGACGGCACGUUGGUGGUGUGUGCCCAGGUGAAGAGACGAGGGCGCCCCCGGAGCCUGUUCCCGGAGCUGAACGGGGCCUGUGGCCUUCUGGGGGCAGACCUGGGCCUGCAGAGCAACUUCAGCUUCCCCGCUGAGCCUCUGGGGGAGGGUCUGGGGGGCGGGGCCAACCUCGGGAAAGGGGUGACCCUCGGCGCCCACGCCUUGUUUCCUGAAGAGAGCCCCCCGGGCCGGGCAGCCCUGGAAGCCGCCACCAGAAGCCCCAACCCCAACCGCAACAAGCGGGCCCUGGAGGAGGACGAGGAGGAGCCAGGCACAGAGAUCGCCAUUGUCCUGGACGGGUCCGGAAGCAUAGACCCCCCCGACUUCCAAAAGGCCAAGGACUUCAUCUACAACAUGGUGGAGACCUUCUACGCCAAGUGCUUUAAGUGCCGCUUCGCGCUGGUGCAGUUCGGGGCCGUGAUUCAGACCGAGUUUGACCUGAACUACAGCAGAGACGCCCGCGCCGCGCUCCAGAAGGUCAGGAACAUAAGCCAAGUGAAGGAGACGACCAGGACCGCCUCGGCCAUUCAGCACGUGCUGGACUCCAUCUUCGUCACCAAGCAGGGGUCCCAGAAGAACGCUUCCAAGGUCAUCGUGGUGCUGACGGACGGCGACAUUUUCAACGACACCCGGAACCUGAGCUCGGUCAUCCAGUCUCCUUGCAUGGAGGGCAUCGAGCGCUUCGCCAUCGGGGUCGGAGAUGUCUUCAACAAAACUAAGGCAAACCAGGAGCUGCACCUGAUCGCCUCGGACCCUGACGAGACCCACGUCUUCAAGGUGACGGACUACUCGGCUCUGGACGGACUGCUGGGCAGCCUUGAGCAAAGGAUCAUCAGCGUGGAAGGCGCUGUGGGAGAAGCCUUACAGUUCGAGCUGGCCCAGGUGGGUUUCAGUGCCCACGUCCUGGGCAAGCAGGUCCUGCUGGGAGCUGUGGGGGCCUUUGACUGGUCCGGGGGGGCCAUGCUGUACGACACCGAGAGCCACCAGUUUCGCUUCCUCAAUGAAUCUUCGGAGAACCAGACUGCCCAGUACAGCUACCUGGGCUACUCAGUGGCGGCGGUGAACAGCAGCCGCGGCACCCGGUACCUCGCGGGCGCCCCCCGGCACGGCCACAAAGGAAGGGUGCUCUCGUUCCUGCCGGAGGAUCCGGCCCGAGGCUUCCUCCCCGUCCUGGAGGGAGAGCAGAUGGGCUCCUACUUCGGCUCGGAGCUCUGCGCCCUGGAUGUGAACGCGGAUGGGGUCACGGACCACCUGCUUGUCGGAGCCCCCUUUUAUCACGUCCGCGGGGAAGAGGGCAAGGUGUAUGUGUACCGCGUGCACGCGCAGGGUUUUUCCCCCAGCGCCACCCUGAGCGGCAGGCCCCAGUUUGCCUUUGCGAGGUUCGGGUUCGCAAUAGCCGCCGUAGGAGACCUGAACCAGGACGAGCUGGGCGACGUGGCCAUCGGGGCGCCCCUGGAGGGCUUCCUCUCAGAGGGCUCCUCCAACUUUGGCAGCGUCUACAUCUACAACGGGCUCCCCGAGGGCAUCGCCAGCAGCCCCUCUCAGUGUGUGGAAGCAGCCCGCCUGGCCUCGGGGCUGCAGUAUUUCGGGGUCUCCAUCUCUGGCAGCGGCGACCUCUCGGGAGAUGGCUUGGUGGAUGUCUCCGUGGGCUCUCUGGGCCGGGCGGCCGUGUUGUGCUCCAGAGCCGUGGUCAGGCUGCAGGCCUCCAUGACCUUCACCCCCAGCAUGAUGAGGCCUGGGGACCCCCAGAACAUCAACUCCAAGCUAUGCUUUGAAGCGACCCCGGAGAGGCCCUUGGCCGGGAAAGGGGCCGAGAAGCUGUCUCUGAACGUGACCGUGGAGCUGGACGUGACUGAGCGGUGGAAGCGAGUUCUGUUCGAAGAUCGGAGCCCCAGGAGCCAGCGGGACUGGCUCGUCCCGGGCUGCAGCAACUUCCUGCUCCUCCCGAUGGAGGGAGAGGUCUGUGACCACGACUGCUUCUCCAACAUCACAGUCAAAGUCAGCUACCACUUAAAUCCCCUCGAGAGCCUUGGGGAGGCCCCCCGCCCCGUCCUGGAUGAACUCAGCAAACCCACGGCACAUUUCCAGCUGCCCUUCGAGAAGGACUGCAAGAACCAGUCGGCCUGUGUGGCGGAACUACAGCUGACGGCGCGCCUGUCACCGGAGAACAUAGUGGUGGGGGUCACAAAGGAAGUGACAAUGAACAUUCAUCUCGCCAACGCCGGGGAGGACUCCUUUCUGACCAGAAUGACUCUGGUGCACCCUCCAAACCUACAGCUGAAGAGGAUCCAAAAGCCUUCCUCCCCCGCCAUAGAGUGCGCAGAUCCCACACCCGCCCCCCCUGUCCUGACUAUGAGCUGUAAGAUCGGCCAGACCGUGUUCAAGACGUCACACGUCAACUUUUCAAUAACUUGGCAAUUAGAUGGAAAAACAUUUCCCAGUGAAACAGCAGAAAUUACCAUUAAUGUCACCAAUGCCAACGGUCAGCCCCCAGUGAUUGAGAGACAGAAGCUUCAGGUCAAGUACAUCCUUGUGGUAGCUCUCGAUAAAUCCCUAGUGAUGUACGUGGAUACCAGCCGAGGCCUCCCCGAGUACAAAGAAUUCCAGUUUAACAUCCACGGGGAAAAUCCCUUUGGAGCCAAGUUUGUGUUUGAGGUCUGUGUUCCAGCCAAAAUGCAAGGCCAUGAGAUCAUAACCCUGAAGAACAUAACAGCCACACAGUGCAGCCAGAAGCCAGGAUGCAGGCUCCGCCUCCCAGGAGGGCUUUCCGAGGCGCCGGACCUGCAGUGGCUACAGCUGAGCUGCGCGCUGUCCCAGGUCCCCUCCGCAGUGCGGCUAGGAGCCCAGCUGUCCCCGCAGCUGCCCAGGGCUCCGUGGGUGCUGUGCAUCCCUGCUGAGAUCUCCUUCGACGCAGCCGUGUACGAAAACCAGGGGCCCGUCAGCUCCUUGAGCUCGAAUAUCACUGUCCUGCUGGAGGACCACGGGGUCCACAUCCUGCCCAUCAUCCUGGGAAGCAGCACCGGGGGCAUUCUCCUCCUGAUUGGGAUCAUUGCCAUUCUCUGGAAGUGUGGCUUUUUUAAGAGGAAAUACCAGGCUAUCGCCGCAGAGAGCAGAAGGAACUCCCAGAACCCGGAAAAGCUGAUCCAAGCCGAGAACUAGGGCCCUGCUCCUCCGGACUCAGGGAAGAGGCUCAGCAGCCAGGCCGCGCUAGUGUUGGAUGUUGCCAUUAAGAUUUAACCUUCCCAUAAAACCAUGCUUCUCCUUUGACCUAGAAAUACUAUUGCUAGCUCUGGAUCCCCAAAGAAGGUUUUUUUAAAGGGAAAAAAAUUCUGUACGUACAAAAAUAUUCAUAGCAUCUCUUUUCUGGUGGUAAAGAGUUGGAAAUUGAGGGGGCAGCUGGGUGGCGCAGUGGCUAGAGCCCCAGCCCUGAAGUCAGGAGGACCUGAGGUCAAAUCUGAUCUCAGACACUUCACACUUCCUAGCUGUGUGACCCUGGACAAGUCACUUAACCCCAAUUGCCUCAGGAAAAAAAAAUAAAAAUAAAAUUGGAAAUUCCACCAGUUGUGGAAUGGCUGAAUAACUUAGGAUAUGGGAGUAUAAUGGGACACUCUUGUGAUGAUUUAAAAACCUGACAAGACUCCCAUGAACCAGGAAACCACUGCGCACAGUAACAGCAAUGUUGUGCAAUGAUCAGCUAUGAUAGACUCAGCUCUUCUCAGCAAUACAGUCACUCAAAACCAUUCCGAAGGAUUCCUGAGGAAACCUGUUCUCUGCCCCCAGAGAAAGAACUGAUGUCAUUUGAAUACAGAUCCGAGCAGACCUUUUAACCUUCCUUCCUUUUUUAAAACCUGUUUUUUACAACGUGACUAAUAUGGAAAUAUGUUUUGCAUACCUAUAUAUAUAUAAAACCUAUAUCAAAUUGCUUCCUUAGUGGGGAGGGGAGGAAGGGAGGGAGAAUUUGGGAUCCAAAAAUUUCAAAACAAAGGAUGAAAAUUGUUUAUGCGUAAUUGAGGGGAAAUAAAAUAUUAUUUUUUAAAAAAAGAUUUAACUUUCUAUGAAAUACUUGAGAUUCAGCCUGUCAAGACAACCCCAGGAACUACAGGAACACGAUUACCAAACGCUUUUCACAAAAGAGACGCUUAAAGAGUUGGGGCCGUGUUCAUCGUUCGUGGGUAAACAGAGCCAGUAUAAUAAAAAUGACAAUUCUACCCAAAUAAACUUAUUCAGUGCCAUA